Molecule: messenger RNA, 606 nt
Organism: Dentiscutata erythropus
Lineage: Eukaryota; Fungi; Glomeromycota; Glomeromycetes; Diversisporales; Gigasporaceae
Source: the annotation of a GenBank genome assembly
AUGGAAGAAAAAUCCAUCAGAAUAGGUGAAAUAUCAGAUGUUCGUCAAAGAGCUAUAAAUUGCAAAGAACCUAAUUUAACCCCAUCUCAAAUAUUUAAGUCUAUUACUAACACAAUUAUAAAUUAUCAAAGCCUAACUAAGCACGAAAAACAAUACUUAAUAAGCGACCUUGUAAGGAUAAGAGAUGCACAAAAUGUAAUAGCAGAUAUAGGAGAAAAAAGGCACUGCGAAUAUUGUGAUAAUCGGGUUAUCGCAAUUACUUACUGCGAAAACUGUAUAAGAAAUUAUUUAGAAAGAAAUUUUAGCAAAUGGACCACGGAAAAUGAUAAAAUUGAUCAAUUAAUCCAAGAAUGUCAAGUUAAUUCAGUAUCACCUUCGGAUAUAUUUGAGUGGAUUCCGUUCGAAAAUUUUACGAAUCUGGAGUUUAGAGAAGAAAAUACUUUUUCUUCGUUAUAUUCCGCAACGUGGGAAGAUGGGCCAUUUACAGAAUGGGAUACUGAAAAUCAAGAAUUAAAGAGGAGUGGCGGAGAAAUCUAUAUUCUCAAAAGCUUGAAGAAUUCUAGGAGAGCGGAUGAACAAUGGUUUAAAGAUGUAAGUGUAUAUUAA